Sinocyclocheilus rhinocerous is the source of this 12086-nucleotide messenger RNA. Its product is annotated as CREB-binding protein-like. The coding region runs from base 3919 to 10980 and encodes 2353 amino acids. The transcript is spliced from 31 exons. Gene Ontology annotation, cellular component: transcription regulator complex; histone acetyltransferase complex; nucleus. Lineage: Eukaryota; Metazoa; Chordata; Actinopteri; Cypriniformes; Cyprinidae. The record is from RefSeq and is a predicted model, not a curated record. Gene Ontology annotation, molecular function: zinc ion binding; protein binding; chromatin DNA binding. Gene Ontology annotation, biological process: positive regulation of transcription by RNA polymerase II.
UGCCAUAUUCAUUUUUUCAUUUAUUUCAGUAUUUCUUUCUCUUUGAGACAAAAUAAUCAAAAACAAGCCAGUUGCUAAUUAGAAACAGGAUUACAGGAUAAUGUUUUAAGGUUAUUAUAAUGAAUAUGCAGUAUAUUAGUUUCACUGCUCUACUAUGUAGGCAGUCACCUAUAUCACAUUACAAUAAAACCAAGGCAAGGGCGGAUGGAUAAAGAUGGGCUUCCAGCACUUCUGUCCACAAUGCUCAUAUUAAUAUCCAGUAUAUAUGGCAGGAAACAAUGUAGCUUUUAUCAAUGGGAGGUAAAAUGUCUCACGCACAAUAGCACCCUAAACUCAUAAAAUGAGGAAAAACAGCACAGUCAGCCUUAUUUUUUGAAUCGCAAUCAAGAAGGAUGGCAGAAACCAUGCUGUGCGCUCUCUCCCCUUCAUUAGAGGACACAAGGGCCGAUGAUUGUAAUGCAUUGGGAUAUUCAGAGUAUAAUGUUUGUUGAAAACAUGCUGUGUUUGGAGGUUCAGUGCAUUUUUUUGCAUAAAAUUUAGCCCCACAAUUUAGUGUUUCUCAUUGCCUGAGGGAAUGUCCUACAGGAUUCCAAAUUAAAUUAAUAAAUCAAUUUUUUCAGCAUGGCACUUGACCGUAUUUAAGGAUCUUAACACAGAACGAGUGCCACUGUGUUUUUCCCUAAAUAUAUCCAGUAAACUUCAGCCAGCGAAGCCUUCAAUGAAGUGUUCAGUUGAACAGAUUUUGUAUGAAUUGUUUAUCAGUGCAUUUUAAUUCAUUUCAUUCAGUGCCUCAAACUUUUUCAUAUUCGAAUCAGUUAUUUUUCACUGUGAUCAUGCCAGCAGAGUCGGAGUUGGUAUUGCUCUAGUUUUUGUUGAUCACACUGCACUUGAGAUACCUGUUCACUCCAUGGCCUUGAGGAAGAAGGUUCUUGUGUUGCUAUAUUUGGCGAGCGGCUUGCAAUUUUGUUAUAAUGCAUUUAUUUCUGCCUACUUUUUAAAAAAGAUUUGUAUCUGAUAGUUUUUUGAGUGUGAAUUCUGUUGAGAUUUUGACAGCAGCUCUUCACAUUUUUUUUUCGACAUUUGUGCAGAGAUCUGCUUUUCUUUAACUGAUUUUUUUGUUGCUGAUGAGUUCAGAACACUAGAGAAUAAUCUGCAGUAUAUCUCGCGAUGUGUCUUACAUUUCAAUCAUCAGUCAAGCAAAGCAAUUUUAGUCUCUCAAAGCAAGUCCUUUAUUAGUCCACACCGGUUGGAUCUGUAUCCUCUGCCAUCAUGUAUAGUGAAUAAGCUUGGCUCUGAGGUUUGAGGAGGACAGAUUUCUUUCUUUAUUUCUGUUUACAGAGCGAUCACUAAUUUGUUCUCAAAAAUGGAAAAAAAAAUCCAGUGCCUUUUUGUUCAUUCAUUUUUUUUAUUUUUUAUUUUUUUCCCUCAAUUGUAAUACCAGGUUGUGUCAGAGUCAAACUAUCAGUGUGUCUUUUGAUGCCGCAGCUUUCAGAACACCUGCAAUUUUAUGUUUUUGUAUCAUAUUAUUAUUUCCUCUUUGAUGUGAAUUAUAAUUCCAGCCUUUAAAAAAAAAAAAGUACACUGUGUAUCUUUAAAUGAAACUUUUCGGGAUGGAAAAGGGAUUUGAUUUUGCUGUUAAUUGUUUUAUGGUGCACUGCUUUCCAGCUAACACAUUCACCUUUGAGUUAUUGUAUCACUCCAUUGGCUAAAGAAGCCCAGUGCUGACAGUAUUGAAUUAUAAUUAAUUGUGCAUAAUGUAUGUGGUUUUGUAUUAAAUGCAUUUGUAUUUAUUGGGGCUGUGCAUGAAUCUGUGUGCAGCCACAGAGCCUAAUAUCAAAAGGGCAUAUUUAUGAAAGGGAGCCACUUAAAGCAAGGAGAAAUGGGUCUUUACGUCCAUGCGGGCCGCCCAGUUUCCCCUAACGUAACAAGCACCUAAGGCCUAAACUCUUGAAAAGUGCCUCCGAUUCAAUUCUACUAAAGUUCUAUGAUAUUUUAAAUGAACUAAAAUGGAAAAGUGUGAAUUUAAUCUUGUUUUAUGUGAUUGUUCCCACUUUCUCACCACUGCCCGCGUACUUGUAGGUUUUCUGCAUUUUAGUUUCGAAAAUCAAGGAUUGAUUUCAGUUUGGAGAAUCAUGUUGUUUUUAUUUUAAAUUUUUUUUGCCAUUGUCACGUGAAUUACACUGCCUCACAGUUUUGUUUUGUAUACAUUUGAACAAAUCUUAAUUGGUUGAGAAAUAUUUUGAGUGCAAAUCUGCAAAUUUGUUUUGGUGCUCAAGAGUGUUAAAAAUGUGCCCUUAAAUAUGACUUCACAUGCUUGUAUUAACUGUGUAUUAAUUAUUUUUGUGCCAUAUAUGGGAAUGUGUAUACCAAAGAAUUUUAAUAGUGUGGGCAGAAGCUGCAAGACAGAGCUGUGGAAUGUGGGCAAGAUAUUUUUGUUGUUGUUGUUGUUUUUUUUCCCAGCAGCACAUGUUCUUCAAUAAUUUGUUCUUAUGCACAUGAAACACAGCGGGUAUUGAUUUAUUAGCCGCUAUAUUCAGGCAAAAAGCAUAAUCUGUAUACAUUUGCACAGUGCACUCACUUUGUAUGUACAUAUCAUGUAUUGUUGUAUUUGAUUUUUAUGUUUCAAAGUUGAUAAUACAUGUGCAUGUGCCAGAUUUCGAGAGUAGAGAAACAAUGAAAAUAUACCAGAAGCGGCAUGUGUCUGUUUUAUGUGUGGAAGAAAUUGAUGUUUUUUUUUUUAUAAUGGUGAUUUAAAUCAUGAUUAACCGUUACUUAUGAAUGUUUUAAAUGGAAAAUAUCAGAAGAGAUGUGUUUUAUGAGGGUCAGAAUAUAAUUUAAGACAAAAAAAAAAAAAACCUUCUAGUCAUAAACUAUCCGAAUAUAAAGAUGUACGUUUUAUAUUUUAAGUUAAUUUGCACUGCUUCUCAACAACUUGUUUUAAAGCAAACUAUAAUAUUGGCUAAAAUGCUAAACUAUUUCCGUCCCAAUACGAUUUAGUCUUCGACGUAAGUAACAAUUCCCGAUGCGUAGAUGACGGUCCAGUGCAGAUUUGUGAUCGUCUAGCGCCUCCAGCGGCCGCUUCGCGCGCUGACAGCAGGUUUGACGUAGGGCGUGAUUGCGCUCGCGCUCGCGCUCCUCCUCCCCCUCGGCUCCGUCUAUCUGGAAAAAGAAAAAAAAAACUUUUUGUAUCGAAGGAAUCAACAGCCGCCAUCUUGUAUGGGCUCGGAAUCAGGAUUUCGAUAGAGCACUAUUUUUUAUUUUUGGACACGGAGCAUCGAAAUCGAGCUUUGACGACACCGUUCAGCGGACAAUGACACCUUUAUAUCGCCGCGAAGGAAUUUUUGGCGAAAAAUCCUGGAUUUAAUCGGCGUUCGUCGGCCACAAAACCCUCGUAUAUCUAAUUUCCCCUUCAGAGCGGCGCUUGCGUCCGUAUUUCGCUCCGAGCGGUUAUUGUUUACCGGACGCUUUUGGAGGACAGACAGCGCCGAGGAGACUAUUUUGCAAAAAGAUCUCAUUUUUAUGCAACCGUGCAUUUUUACACGGAGCCAGACGAUUUUUGCACGGAAAAAAAUUGACGUCAGAAAAUGGAUCGCGUGCCGUUGCAAAAUUAACGACGCUCGCGCGCGAGGACUCCUGUGGAUAUUUUAUUUGGGAUUUAACGUUGAAUUCGCGGAAAGGAGGCGUUUUCUCUCGGUAAUAUAACGAUGAUAAUGUGGGUGUUGGGUGUUGGAUUAUCAUGGGGUGAAUGGUGGUGGCGACGCGGGGCGCUGUUGCUGCUUUUUUGAGAAAAUUCUCCGCCGAGCCGCUCCACACUCCCCACGUCUUUCAAAAGUAGGUAACAUCUGUUUUUCUGACGAAAGGAUCCUUCACUUUGAAUUUUCCCCCACGACAUUCGGCCAGAAGCUAAUUUUAAUCGCAAUGGCUGAGAAUGUGCUCGAAAGUGGCCCUCCAAGCGCGAAGCGAGCGAAGCUGACGGCACCUGCUCCAGACGCUUCAGAGUUGGGUUCACUUUCCUGGGAUGACCUGGAGAACGAUCUUCCAGAUGAGCUGAUACCUAAUGGAGACCUGGGGAUGAUGUCCAUGUCCUCUAACGGCGGGGCUACAGGUACAGGCAGUCACGGCCCCAUGGUCCCCGAUGCUGCUGCCAAGCACAAGCAGCUCUCCGAGCUCUUACGGCCGGGAAGCAGCGCUGGGUUGAACUUGGCCAGUCCGCAGCCCGGCGGCAUCGGACCUCAGCUGGGUGGGCUUGGAAAGAGUCCCCUGGGCCAGGGCUCCCCUUCCCACCCCUCUCAAACACAGAAACCAGGCGGCACUCCCGGGAUGCAGGGCAAUAACGCCGGCUCAGCUGGCAUGGGACUCGGCACGGGAUUUAACCAGGCCAUGCUGAACAGCGGCAUGAUGGGACAGAAUGCGGCCGGACAGCCAGGUCAGGUGAUCAAUGGGACUCUCGGCUCUGUAGGCCGCGGUCGAGGAGCGCCGGGGAUGCAGUACCAGGGUGCCGGCAUGCAGGUGGCAGCUUCUGUAGGGGCGGGAGGAGCAGCGGGGGCGGCAGCACCAGGAGGAGCGGGGAAUGUCCUGGCAGAGACACUCACACAGGGGGCGCAACAGAUGGGCAUCAACACCCAGCAAGCCGGAAAUAUCAACAAGAUGGGCAUGGCAGGAGGCAACAGUCCAUUCGGUCAGUACCAGGGUGGAGGGCAACAAAUGGGCACGGCUGGUGUGAACGCUCAGAAUAAAGGCGCCCUUCCCAACAGCCUGCCCCAGUUUCCAACUGACCUAAAGGGAGCGAUGGUCACCAGCGUGCCAAACAUGCCCCAGCAGCAGCAGCAGGUGUCGGAGGGGAUGGUGGCAGGUCAGGGCGUGUCCGCGGGCCCCACAGCCGACCCGGAGAAGCGCAAGCUGAUCCAGCAGCAGCUGGUUCUGCUGCUCCACGCCCACAAGUGCCAGCGGCGCGAGCAGGCCAACGGCGAGGUGCGAGCCUGUGCACUGCCCCACUGCAAGACAAUGAAGAACGUCCUCAACCACAUGACGCAUUGCCAGGCCGGCAAAUCCUGCCAAGUGGCUCACUGUGCUUCAUCGAGGCAGAUCAUCUCGCACUGGAAGAACUGCACGAGGCACGACUGUCCCGUCUGCCUCCCGCUGAAGAACGCCAGUGACAAACGCAACCAGCAACCAAUGCUGAGUCCCCCCAACGCUGGUCUGCAGAGCCCUAUCGGGACGGUCGGUACGGGGCAGCAGACGGCGCCCGCUCUGCCCAGCUCCACGCCCAUCGACCCCAGCUCCAUGCAGCGGGCGUACGCUGCCCUCGGCCUCCCCUACAGCAACCAGACCCCCACACAGACGCAGGGCCCCGGGCAGAUGACUGCGCAGACGCCGCAAAUGAGAUCCAUCAACACGCUCGGGGGAGGUCAGAUGAACCCAAUCGGCGUACCGACAUCAGAACAGGCUAAGCUGCUCUCAGAUGGCACCAUGCCGUCAACCCUUAACCCUAACAAUCAGCUGAUGCCGGAUGGCCUUACGGUAGGCAGCAUGAGUAACCUGCCCACAGCGGCCCCUCUGUCAGCCACCGGUGUGAGGAAAGCCUGGCACGAGCACGUCACUCAGGACCUGCGCAACCACCUUGUACACAAACUGGUUCAGGCCAUCUUCCCUACGCCAGACCCUGCCGCCCUGAAGGACCGUCGCAUGGAGAACCUGGUGGCAUAUGCACGAAAAGUGGAAGGGGAUAUGUACGAGUCGGCCAAUAGUAGGGACGAGUACUAUCACUUUCUGGCAGAGAAGAUCUAUAAGAUCCAGAAGGAGCUGGAGGAGAAGAGAAGAUCCCGAUUACAAAAGCAGAUUAUCAACCAGACGCCCAUGACUGCAGCGGGACAACAGCCACCGGCCCUCAACCAGCCUAAUGUCAUGGGACCUCGGCCACAGAAUGGACCCGUGCCUUUGCCCAAUGUGCCAAAUCAGAUCAUCAAUCGCAUGCAGGUGUCUCAAGGGUUGAAUCCAUUCGGCGCAAUGCCCAAUGUGCCGAUGUCUCAGGCUCCCAUGGCAACACGUGCCGCUUCUCCGAUAAACCAUCAACAGAUCAAUAUGAACCAAGUCCCGACGAUGAAUAUGUCUCCCACGCGAAUGCCCCCCACACAAAGCAUGCUGGGAGCUCACGGCGGGAAAAUGGUGGCACAGACGGCCAACCAGACGCAGUUCAUGGCUCAACCGCAGUUCCCCACCAACACCAACGCCAUGAAUGUCAACAUGGGCCAGCCCAAUACGCAGGCGGCCGUUUCACAGCAGCAGCCGAAUGCUAACCUCUCCCUGAAUGCACUUGACCCCUUGGGCCCCCCGCUAGGCUGCCCCGCACCCACUCAGGCUCCACUCCGCGCCACACCGCCCCCCAACGCCACCGCCAGCACCACUAACCUGCCAGCAGCACUGCAGCCCAGUCAGGCCUACACACCCACCCCCGCCCCUGCUCAGGGCACCCCACCUCACAUGCAGCCCCAGACGGAGCUGCCCCUCCCUGCCCAACAGCACCCUGGAACACCGAGCGGUGAAAACCGUGUGCCCACUCCAGCAUCGGCAGCCAGCGCCGAGCUGCACUCCCAGAAUGCCGUGCCUGAUGUACCGCCCAGCAACACUAAAACAGAAGAGCAAGAAUACGACAUAUGCAUCAAAACGGAGCCCAAGAUGGAGACGGAGGACGACACAGGCUCCCUACUGGUCAAAAAGGAGGAGCCGGAGGGGUUGGAGGCUAAGCAGGAGCCAAUGGAGACCGAGGACAAGAAGACAGACUUGAAGAUGGAGACCAAAGAGGAAGAUGAAAGCAAGACGAACGGUACAGCGUCCUCUUCACCGUCUCAGUCACGCAGGAAAAUCUUUAAGCCAGAAGAGUUGCGGCAGGCAUUGAUGCCCACUCUGGAGUCUCUGUACAGGCAAGAUCCAGAGUCUCUGCCCUUCCGGCAGCCUGUGGACCCCUUACUUCUUGGCAUCCCUGACUACUUUGAUAUCGUGAAGAACCCCAUGGACCUGUCCACUAUCAAGCGCAAACUGGACACGGGUCAGUAUCAGGAGCCGUGGCAGUACGUAGAUGACGUGUGGCUGAUGUUCAACAACGCGUGGUUGUACAACAGGAAGACGUCGCGUGUGUACAAGUACUGCUCCAAACUGGCUGAGGUGUUCGAGCAGGAGAUCGACCCCGUCAUGCAGAGCCUCGGUUACUGCUGCGGAAGGAAGUACGAGUUUUCUCCUCAGACACUGUGCUGUUACGGCAAGCAAUUAUGUACAAUACCCCGAGAUGGCACUUAUUACAGUUAUCAGAACAGGUAUCAUUUCUGUGAGAAGUGCUUUAAUGAGAUUCAGGGAGACAGUGUGACACUAGGAGAUGAUCCUGCUCAGCCCCAGACCAUGAUCUCUAAAGACCAGUUUGAAAGGAAGAAAAAUGACACGUUAGAUCCUGAGCCGUUUGUUGAAUGUAAAGAUUGCGGGCGGAAGAUGCAUCAGAUAUGUGUCCUGCAUUAUGAGUCCAUCUGGCCUUUAGGUUUUAUCUGUGAUAACUGUUUGAAAAAGAGCGGGAAGACGAGAAAAGAGAACAAGUUUUCGGCAAAAAAGUUGCAGGCGACGCGGUUAGGCACGUACAUAGAGGAUCGGGUGAACAAGUACUUGAAGAGGCAGAACCAUCCGGAAGCUGGAGAGGUGUUCGUGCGAAUUGUAGCCAGUUCAGAUAAAAUGGUGGAGGUCAAACCUGGCAUGAAGGCAAGGUUUGUAGACACAGGAGAGAUGCCUGAGAGCUUCCCCUACAGAACCAAAGCACUUUUCGCCUUUGAGGAAAUUGAUGGAGUGGACGUGUGUUUCUUCGGCAUGCACGUGCAAGAGUACGGCUCUGAUUGUCCUUUCCCUAAUACCAGACGGGUAUACAUAUCGUAUCUCGAUAGUAUUCACUUCUUCAGACCUCGCAUGCUGAGAACAGCAGUCUAUCAUGAAAUCCUCAUCGGCUAUUUGGAAUACGUCAAGAAGCUUGGAUACGUUACAGCACACAUCUGGGCAUGUCCACCUAGUGAAGGCGAUGACUAUAUUUUCCACUGUCACCCUGCCGACCAGAAAAUCCCAAAACCCAAGCGCCUGCAGGAGUGGUACCGCAAAAUGCUGGACAAGGCCUUUGCUGAGCGGAUUCUGCAUGACUACAAGGACAUCUUUAAGCAAGCCACUGAGGACCGUUUGACGAGUGCAAACGAGCUUUCAUAUUUUGAGGGUGAUUUUUGGCCCAAUGUGUUGGAGGAGAGCAUCAAGGAGUUGGAGCAAGAGGAAGAGGAGAGGAAAAAAGAAGAAAACACGGCAGCUUGUGAAACUCCUGAGGGUACGCCAGGGGACAGUAAGAACGCAAAGAAGAAGAACAACAAGAAAACAAAUAAGAAUAAAAGCAGCGUGAGCCGAGCUAAUAAAAAGAAACCUGGGAUGCCGAAUGUAGCCAAUGAUCUUUCUCAGAAACUCUACGCCACAAUGGAGAAACACAAAGAGGUGUUUUUUGUAAUCCAUCUGCACUCUGGGCCCAUGGUCAAUUCAUUACUACCCAUCGUUGACCCCGAUCCCUUUCUGAACUGCGACCUAAUGGACGGAAGGGACGCCUUCUUGACAUUAGCACGGGAUAAGCACUGGGAGUUCAGCUCUUUGCGGCGCUGCAAGUGGAGCACCAUGUGCAUGCUGGUGGAAUUGCACAACCAGGGCCAUGACCGCUUUGUCUACACUUGCAACGAAUGUAAACACCAUGUCGAGACACGUUGGCACUGUACUGUCUGCGAGGACUUUGACCUGUGCAUUAGUUGCUAUAACACUAAUGGCCAUGAACACCAGAUGGUUAAGUGGGGUCUGGGUCUGGACGAUGAUAACAGUCAAAGCGGCGAGGCCUCCAAGAGUCCUCAGGAGAGUCGGCGUCUAAGCAUCCAGCGUUGCAUCCAGUCUCUGGUGCAUGCCUGCCAGUGCCGCAAUGCCAACUGCUCUCUGCCAUCUUGCCAGAAGAUGAAGCGUGUGGUGCAGCACACCAAGGGCUGCAAACGCAAGACAAACGGUGGCUGUCCGGUGUGCAAGCAGCUCAUUGCGCUCUGCUGCUAUCAUGCCAAGCACUGUCAGGAGAACAAGUGCCCCGUGCCCUUCUGCCUCAAUAUCAAGCACAAACUACGUCAGCAGCAGCUGCAGCACAGGCUCCAGCAGGCGCAGAUGAUGCGGAGACGCAUGGCUACUAUGCAGGGCCGAGCCAUGCCUCAGAGCCUACCAUCACCGCCUGCAUCAACAGCCCCCAGCACGCCCACCUCGCAUCAGCAACCCAACACCCCUCAAACACCACAACUGCUGUCCAACAAACCAACGACUCCCAAUGCGGGUGUCAUGUCCCCGGCCUAUCCCAAUGCGCCCCGCAACGGACAACCCCCUUCUCAAGCUUCACAGGGCAAACCUGGCCCACAAGCUUCCCCGCUUCACCAGCAGCAGUCUCCGCUCCCGCAACCUCCCCAGCAGCAGCAGCCGCCGCAACAACCGCCUCAGCAACAGCCUCCGCCUAUGGCGGUCAAAAUGGCACGGCACAUAGAAAUGGUCGCGCAGGCUCAACACCAACAGAACUAUCGCAUGACCAUGAAUGGCCUUCCUAUGAACCACCAGCAGCCACGCGUGCCAGGCCCAAUGCAGCCACCCAUGCAGCAUGUCGGGCCACGUGGACAACAGGUCAUGCCGCCAAUGCCACAAGGACAGUGGAGUGGAGGCCCUCAGCCAGGCAUGCAAGCGGCUCAGCAGCAGGUUGCUCCGCAACAGACCGCACCGGGCGCUCCGCAGACCAUGCCUAUGCAGAGACCCCCAAUGCCCCAGCAAGCUGCACAGCCACGCAUGAUGGUGCCCACACAGGGUCCACGACUGCAGGCACCCCAGAGACCCGGAGCCAUCGCCCCCAAUGCCUUGCAAGACCUGCUACGCACCCUCAAGUCACCCAGCUCGCCCCAGCAACAGCAGCAGGUGUUGAACAUCCUCAAAUCGAACCCGCAACUCAUGGCCGCCUUCAUCAAACAGAGGACUGCGAAGUACCACGCCAACCAGCCGCAGCAGCAACAAGCGCAACACGGCAUGCAUGCAGCGCAGCCAGCGAUGCAGAACAUGGCAGCCAUACAGGCAGUGCCGCGACCUGGCAUGGCGCCGCAGCAGCAACCGCAACAGCCCGCACCACAAGGCAUGGCAGCUCUUGGAGCGCAGAGUCAGCUCAUGAACCCUGCGCACGCCAACAACCCGCAGCUGCAGGAGUUGUACCGCCGUCAGCUUUUGCGGCAGCAGCAGCAGCAACAACAGCAGCAGCAGGGAGUGAUGCCGCAGGCACAUGGCCAGUUCCCGCAGACACAAGGGACUGCUACCAACUACACGCAACUCCGGGUGCAGCAGCAGCAACAGUUGGCCAUGCAGGGAACAGGCGGACCCAUGGGCCAGCUGCCCCCUAUGGCCCAGAUGGGGAAGGGCGGGAUGGGAAUGGACGGCACAUCCAAUCUCCUGCACCAACGCAUGCUGCAGCAGCAGCAGCUUCCGCAACAGCAGGUCGUCCUCAAGCCUCCAAUGGGCUCACAAGCGCAACCAAGUCCAAUGAGCCCGCAAACUCACCUGCUUUCCGGCCAGCCGCAAGGCGCACACCUUCCCGGCCAACCCAUGGCUAAUGCACUCAGUAAUCAGGUGUGCUCGCCGGCCCCUGUACAGUCGCCCAGACCUCCGUCACGGCAGCUUCCGCCACAUUCCAGUCCUUCCCCACAGGUUCAGCCGCAGCACGCGCCGCCCCACACAGGAUCACCACACCCUGGUCUGACGACGCCCAUGCCUGGCUCCAUGGAGCAGGCACACCUGGGCACACCCGAGCAGAGUGCCAUGCUCCCGCAACUUAAUACGCCCAACCGCGGAGGGCUGCCCAGUGACUUAGGUAUGGUUGGAGACACAACAGGAGACACGCUGGAGAAAUUUGUGGAGGGAUUGUAGCGUUUACUGGGAGACUCCACCCACCACAGUCUCCCCGUUCCUCUUUUUUGUGGCUCUGUUGGUUUUUCUCUAAUAUUCUCAAAUUUUUUGUACUGACAUGUAAAGUUUGAAGAAAUGUAUGGGGGGAAAAAAAGAAUUUGUCUACAAGGAAUAGGAAAUGUUGAUGUUUCCUAAAAACAAAAGACUGAUUUCUUCCUUUUAAGAGGGAUUUGAAAAUUUUUGUUUAAAAGAAAUAUAAAUCACAAAGAAUAUAUUUUUUGUUCAGUUUAGACCUAUGUGUGGUCAAUGUUUUGUUUUAAAUUGUCGUUUUGGUUUUGUUUCGGGGGAGGGUGGUCUGGUUUCAUGCCUUUUCUUUUUUUUUAAGAAAAUUACGAAACUUCAUUAUAUUAUUCAUACCUUUUGAUUUAUACCUUAUCUAACUUUGCAGCAUUUUUGUGUUGGAAGACUGUAAAAUAAUUUGUCUUGUAGUUUGGGUCAGGGUUUCUCUGCUCUGUCUGUCAUCCUUCCUGGCGAUUGUAUUCUAGUGUUGUACCAUUUUUUCAGACAUGCAUUCGGAGGCAUUUCCUCCCUUUCUCAUUGUGAAGUUUGUAUGUAUGAGGAGAACUAUUUGUUUGUAUUGAUAGGAACUGUGCAUACGCAUGUGUGCAGACACACAGAGACAGACACACAUAAGCAUCACUCAGAUAAUACAACACCAACCCCAAGAGGACAUGUACACAUUUACAACAUCUCACUGGCCUGGAUCCAGAGGUUCUGUCUUGCAGAUGUGGAAUAUUGUUGCUUUUUGUCCUAAUUUUGUCAUACAGAUAUAUAAAUAUAAAGAGAGCUAGAGAGAAAGAGGGAGAGAGUGGGGCCCCUAAGCUGAGCGGGAGGGAAUGGGCGAUCACUGGUUGACUGCUAGUUGGAAACACAGAAUGGAUUCUGAUAUUGACCCUCAUUUAUCACACAAACUUGAACAGGGGCUCUACUUUUUCCCUUAAUGUAAAUCGUGCAAGUUAUUAAGCAAAAUACUUUAAAUAUAAGGAAGAGAGAAUGGAAUCACUGUAUAAACUGGUUGAAAAAAACGUAUUUCUUAUAUACCAUAUUGUUAAAUAAACUGUGUGCAA